This is a messenger RNA of Neohortaea acidophila, 1827 nucleotides long. Its product is annotated as nucleophile aminohydrolase. The record is from RefSeq and is a predicted model, not a curated record. Lineage: Eukaryota; Fungi; Ascomycota; Dothideomycetes; Mycosphaerellales; Teratosphaeriaceae. Gene Ontology annotation, molecular function: threonine-type endopeptidase activity. Bases 1 to 1827 code for a protein of 608 amino acids. Gene Ontology annotation, biological process: protein maturation. The transcript is spliced from 3 exons.
AUGUUCAGCCGGAGACGAGGUCAUAAGAGCAACGAGAUCGCCUGCAUCUUCGUCCACGCAGGCGCCGGCUACCACAGUCAGCAGAACGAAAACGUGCAUCUCCAGGCCUGCAACGAUGCCGCCAAAGCUGCGAUGUAUCUGAUGAGGAACGGCGGUUCCGCGGUGGAUGCGGUGGAGAUGGCGAUCAAGGUUCUGGAAGACCGCGAAAUCACAAAUGCCGGGUACGGCAGCAAUCUCACUAUGGAUGGUGUUGUUGAGUGUGAUGCCGUGGUCGUCGAUCACUUUGGCCGCAGCGGAGCCGCUGGAGCCGUGGCCCAAAUCAAGAAUCCAAUCUCCCUCGCUCGCCUACUCCUCGAUCGCACCACCCAAACCCUCUCCCUCCGUCGCGUUCCGCCAAAUCUCCUGGUAGGGCAGGGUGCCACCGACUUUGCAUACGAGCAUGGCAUGCCCGUCCUUCCCCUCGACUGUCUCAUCUCUCCGGCUGCAAGUGACCGCUGGCGACGAUGGCGUGAAGAUCUCGAGCGGGCGGAACGACACAAAAAGCACGAUGAGCCUGACCGCUAUCCCCUCUCCCCCUACCCAUCUCAAACGCCCCUCGCAAACCACCCCGGCUACUCGGACGAGACUGAACGAAUGCGAAGAGCACACACAUAUGCCAUGCGAGCGAGUGUCUGGAACGAGGCGCAACCCAUCUCCCCUCCGCCCCCGGAUACAAAAGAGCUAGACGAGGCUUCAUCUUCGUCUCCAUCAAAGACCACUUCGUCCCGAUCGAUGGAAUUGUCGGAUGAAACAGACUUUACCAGCUCAGAUCGACCCGAAGAAUACAUGGACCCGUACGGCCCGCCUGGCAUGCUUGAGAAUGCUUCCAAGAACCCCUUCAACAACAGUACACAGAAGAUGCUCGCUCCAAUGGCAUUGGGAAGAGGGGGCGAUGGUAGAAGCUUGUUCUCUUCUCCCGAUUCCGACUUUGACAUGGACCUCCCCGAUGUCGCACGCUCAUACAAGCAAGCAGUAUCGGUGGGCCCGACCGCACGCCGCAAUGUAUGGCAGGAUGGCUCAUCCGAUUCUGACUCCGACUCGACGACUCUGGGAAUCACCAUUGCCGAGAGCAACACCGAACCCCGUGAGCUUCAUGGCGCUACACUGUUCCCGAUGCCUGAUCGUCUGAGUAACCAAGCAUCAAGCAUGCUCCAAUCCUCGGCGAAUGCUCCUCUCCCUGCUCCCAACCCUUCAGAGAUGGCGGACGACAAGGAGGAUGUCAUCACAGACACCGUUGGGGCCGUCGCAGUCGACACAUACGGCAACAUCGCCUGCGGAGCAUCCUCCGGCGGCAUCGGCAUGAAACAUCGCGGACGCAUCGGUCCCGCAGCACUGGUCGGCAUCGGUGCAGCCGUCAUACCCGUCGACGAGGCAGACUCCGAGCGCACCACCGUUGCUACAGUUACCAGCGGCACGGGUGAGCACAUGGGAACGACAAUGGCCGCCGUCACCUGCUCCGACCGCAUCUACCACAACGUCCGUAAAGCGGCAAAUGGCGGAUACGAGGAGUGCGCCGAAGACGAAGCCAUCCACCAUUUCAUCCAAAAGGACUUUAUGGAUCAUCCAAGCGUGCGUCAGUCCCAUUCCACCGGCGCCAUCGGCGUGCUCUCCGUGAAGAAGUCCAAGGAUGGAGUGUAUCUGUACUUCGGACACAAUACCGACUCUUUUGCGCUGGCAUCCAUGCAUUCGGACGAGGCCAAGCCCGUGUGUACAAUGAGCCGGAGUAAAGGUGGCGGCAUCAUUGCGCAAGGUGGACGAGCCAUUCGAUACAAGAAGAGGAAAGGUUAG